AUGGAGUUAGGAGAAUUGUGGGUAUUGAAUCGCCGGAGACAAAUAGGCGGCGGUUACAACUCAUCAGGGAGGAAGAGACGGCGGUUCAAGGUACAUUUAAGAGUUCAAGAUGAAACCGGUAGUGUGUCUUUUGUGAUGUUUGAUAAAGAUGUAACGAAGAUCAUUGGUUCAACUGCGAGUGAUAUAAGGGAACGCCAAGUGAAGGCCAAUGAUACUGAAAGUAAUGGUAAUGCUCUUGAGGUUGCUGAUGAGGUGUUUAGUCAAGAAGGUUCAGAAAUCAAAGCUGUUCAAUUAUCUGAAUCCUCACAGAUGGCUGGUGCUGCUAUUUCAAAGGAUGUUGUAUCUGUUACUGCCGACUCUUCCGUUGUCGAAACCGAGAAGGAUUCGGGUACCAGUCCCAAUGGUAAACGUUCGUUGCAGGAGGUGGAAGGACAAUCCGAAAAUGCUAAUUAUGGUGUGCAUGACUCUAGAAAGAGGAAACAAAGAUUCAAAACGAUGGAUAUAAGUAAAUUUGAUUUAUCUAUUGUAGCUGAUGAAAGGAGGACGUCUUCAAUGGUCACACCACUUGCAUCAUCCAAUCAUCAUACUGAGAGCAGCCCUCUAAUGAAUAUUACAAACUUGGAUCGCGUUACAGUAAGUUCCCAUCGAAGUCAUAUUCCAACUCCUCCGAAUAUUGAUAUUAGAACUUCUCGACGUUUGCCAAAGUGUUCCAUAGUAGGCAUUAAUGGAAAAGAAAACUCCUACCCUGGUGAAAGGUCUAACUUUGAUGAUUCCAAUUCCUCUGAUUGUUUACCAUCUUCUAUCCUAAAAAACAUUUCCGGAAUUGCAAGAGAAUAUGUUGAUCAUGGAGAUGCUAUUUUUGUAUGUUCUUACUGUCAUGCAAUGCUUUGGAAAGAUGAAAUGCUUAGGGGUAAUUUGGAUUCUAAGAAAUCUGCUUUUUCUCUUUGUUGUUCGUACGGAGACGUUGAAUUGCCUCCCUCACCUGUUCCUCCUCCGUUGCUCGAAAGGUUUUACAGAAGAGGCUCUCUUGAAAGCCGCAAUUUCAUGAAUAAUAUUCGAGCAUAUAACAUGAUGUUUUCCUUCACAUCUCUUGGUGGCAAGGUUUCUAAAAGUUUUCAAAAAAGCAAAGGUCCUUAUGUUUUCGGAUUACAAGGACAAAAUUACCAUCGCAUUGGUAGUCUGCUACCAAAUGAGGGUGAAGAGCCCAAUUUUUCACAGCUUUAUAUUUAUGAUUCCCAAAACGAGGAUUUUAACCGUCAAAAGGCUGUAAGUGUCGAGGAAGGUUCGAAAACAACUACUAAACAAGUGCUUGAUCUUGCCAUCAUAUCCAGUGUUAAAAAAGUGUUGGAUUCUUGUAAUCCACUUGUGAAGUCAUUUAGAAUGGUACGAGAUUGUUUUAAAGAAAAUGACUGGCAAAAUGUAAGACUCAAGCUCAUUGGAACAAGGGAUAAGGAUGGUAGAAUUUUUAACUUGCCUACAGCUGAAGAAAUUGCUGCAUUAAUAAUUGGUGAUUUUGAUGGAGCCUUUGAUAAAAGGGAUAUCAUAGUUCAAACAAAAUCAGGCGGUCUUCAGAGAAUUACUGAGCUUCAUCCCUCUUAUUUUGCAUUGCAAUAUCCACUUAUUUUCCCGUAUGCAGAAGAUGGAUUUAGACUUGGUAUUAAACAUCGAGGUGUUUCAGUUGAUUGUGAUAUACUUAGAACCAGCACCACAAUGAGAGAAUUUUUUAGUUACAGAAUACAAGACAGACCCAAACAAUUUUCGUUGUUACUCAAUGCUCAAAAGCUAUUCCAACAGUUUGUGGUUGAUGCUUAUACAAUGAUAGAAUCUGCACGGUGUUUAAAAGACAAACGGCUGAAUCCUCAAGACAGACCAGAUAUUAUCGCACGGUUAUUCAAAAUUAAAAUCAAUAAUCUAAUUCAAGAUUUCAAGAAACAUAAAUUCUUUGGUGAGAUACAAGCAAUUAUUUAUACAAUCGAAUUUCAGAAACGUGGUCUACCUCAUGCUCAUAUAUGUUUAUCCUUAAGUGCCGAGAGCAAGUUUCCAACUGCUAAAGAAAUUGAUUUGGUUAUUAGUGCUGAAAUACCUGACAAAGAGACGGAUGCUGAACUGUAUGAACUUGUCAAACAGUUUAUGAUCCACGGUCCGUGUGGUACAGACAACCCUCAUUGUCCAUGCAUGGUUUAUUUAAAAUGUUCAAAGAAGUUUCCGAAAAAGUAUGUAGAUGAGACUUGUGUUGAUUCUGAAGGAUAUCCUAUCUACCGUCGUUGGCAAACAUGUAACACUAUAGAAAAAAAUGGUGUGUUGCUUGACAAUAGGUUUGUAGUUCCAUACAAUGCUAUGUUACUUAAAAAGUAUCAGUGCCACAUAAAUGUUGAGUGGUGUAACCAAACAGGAUCCAUCAAAUAUUUGUUCAAAUACAUUAAUAAGGGUCCGGAUAGAGUGACAGCUUCUGUUUACCAAAGUACGACAACUGCUGACGUGAACAAGGAAAAUGAGGAAAUGGCUAAUAAUCAAAAUCGGUCAAACAAAAUAGAAGUAGAUGAAGUUAAAGCAUAUCUUGAUUGUAGAUAUGUUUCAACGUGUGAAGCUGCUUGGAGAAUCUUCAGUAACCCAACUGUGAAAAUGACUAUGUUUACAGAAUGGAUGAAAUGUAACCAAACGGAUGCAUUCGCUAGAACAUUGAAGUAUAUAGAGUUUCCAAGACACUUUGUAUGGAUACGCAAAGAACGAAAGUGGAUUCGUAGAAAAAGACCUUUUGGUGCAGUUGGUAGGAUACAUUAUGUACCUCCAUCACUUGGACCAAUGAGUUUUGAUGAUAUAAAAACCGUUGAUGGAAAAAUUUAUCAAACCUUUAAAGAUGCAUGCCUCGCUCACGGUCUGUUGGACGAUGAUAAUGAGUAUAUAAUUGCCAUGAAGGAAGCAAGCACAUGGUCCACUUCUUUAACUGAUGAACAGCAAAAAGUGUAUCAAACCCAAAAAGUGUAUCAAACCGUCAUGAAUCCAGUUGCUAAAGGAAGUGGAGGUGUUUUCUUUCUAUAUGGUUACGGUGGAACUGGUAAAACAUUUCUCUGGAAAACAUUUGCAGCUGCGUUACGUUCCAAAGGUGAAGUUGUUUUGAAUGUUGCAUCCAGUGGUAUUGCAUCACUUCUAUUAGAUGGCGGUAGAACAACUCAUUCCAGAUUUGAUUGUCAGUUACUCAAACUAACUGAAAACAAGAGGUUAAAAGUCGGUAAAAAAGCAAGUAAUCUUCACGAGACCAAGGAAUUUGCUGAAUGGAUUUUACGCCUUGGUGAUGGUCUACUUGGUGAUCCAAAUGAUGGAGAGGUGGAAAUUGAAAUUCCAGAUGAUCUACUUAUACUAGAUGAAGUCAAUCCUAUAUCUUCAUUGAUCUCAUUCACAUAUCCAGAUAUGCAAAACUUUUUGUGGGAUUCAAAUUACUUUCAACAAAGAGCCAUUCUUGCUCCCACAAAUGAUGUUGUUGAUUCAAUUAAUACAGGACUGUUAAAUAGUAUCAUUGGUGAAGAGAAGAUAUAUCUAAGUUCGGAUACUUUAUGUGAGACUGAGCAACAAACCGACCUUAACAUGGCAUUGUUUCCUCCAGAUGUGCUAAACAAAAUGCAUUUGUCAGGAUUACCUAACCAUAAAUUGGUUCUUAAGGUUGGAGCUCCGGUAAUGUUACUUAGAAACAUUGAUCAAACAAAUGGUUUGUGUAACGGUACACGACUUCAAGUAACAAAACUUGGAAAACUUGUAAUUGAAGCAAAGAUUAUUACCGGAACUAAUAUAGGUCAUCAUACUUUGAUUUCAAGAUUGAAAAUGACACCAAGCGAUAAAAGAUUACUGGUGAAAAUUGCACGAAGACAGUUCCCACUAUCCCUAUGCUUUGCAAUGACCAUCAAAAAAAGCCAGGGACAAUCACUUGAACGUGUAGGACUAUAUCUUCCACGUCCGGUUUUUAGUCACGGACAACUAUACGUUGCUGUAUCUCGAGUAAAGAGCAGGAGUGGUUUGAAGAUUUUGAUAUGUGACAGAGGAAAACAAGUGUGUAAAACCACAACUAACGUGGUCUACAAAGAAGUUCUACAAAAUCUAUAG
Molecule: messenger RNA, 4095 nt
Organism: Helianthus annuus (common sunflower)
Lineage: Eukaryota; Viridiplantae; Streptophyta; Magnoliopsida; Asterales; Asteraceae
Exons: 17
Coding region: 1-4095 (1364 amino acids)
Biological process (GO): DNA repair; telomere maintenance
Molecular function (GO): DNA helicase activity
Source: RefSeq, a predicted model, not a curated record